Molecule: messenger RNA, 273 nt
Organism: Parnassius apollo (apollo)
Lineage: Eukaryota; Metazoa; Arthropoda; Insecta; Lepidoptera; Papilionidae
Source: the annotation of a GenBank genome assembly
AUGUCUGAAGCGGAAGAUAAGUAUGACAAUUACUUAUACGGAAGUCAGUUCUCAUAUGGAUAUUCAACAUCUUCUGCCCAAUCUACUCCACGCUACCAAGACACUCCAGUCUCCCAAGAUAAUCCAUACGUCCAAGAUACUCAAAACAACGAAGGUUUUGUGUCAUUUAAUUGGCUGAACACUCUUUCACACUCGGCGUUAGAAUUUGGAAGAGCUAAAAUGUUCAGCAUAAACUGGGCAACCAAACUGAACUCUUCAAACAGAAAAUAUUAA